CAAAAAGGCCAAAACUACAGCUGUGUCAAAGACAAGGCAUAGUAACUUGGCCUUCAACAUGUUCCUUGCUGAAAAUGAGCAAAGUACACUAAGAAAAGAUCAUCACCAAGUCUACACUCAAGAACCAGUUUUUCCACAUGAAGAGAGGUUCUGUUUCUCAUGAUUUGGGUCCAUUUCCAAGCAUAGGAGGGCCAGAUUUUCAUGGCAGUAGAAUUGGAGGCCAAAAGGGUUGGAGCUCUGAGCGUGUGCCGUUGCCUACAAGCAGUGGACAGAGGCAUGCCAUCCAUGGCAGCACUUCUUUGAUGGGGCUGAGCAAUGGUGGGAGGACUGUGCCUUCAAAAUGGGAAGAUGCAGAGAGGUGGAUUUGCAGCCCAUUUCUCGGAUAUGGCUGUGAAAGCAACAAGAAUGAUUCACAUUCUCAUGGUCAUGGUCAGCAGAGGAGGCCUAAGUCCAAGAGUGGUCCAAUUGUGCCUCCCGGAGCUGUGUACUGUUCGAAUUUUUCGCCUGCAAAUCCGGCAUUUGAUGGCUGCGGCAGCGUGAGGAAUUUCGCAAUUGGUUCACCAUUUUCAACAGGAGUUUUGGCAGCUGAAAGUGUCUCUCUUCUAUAUGGUGGCAGUGGAGGAAUGGGAAGAUCAACUAGUGCGCUUGGACCGUUAGAAUUGCAAAAUGAGAAACUUGAUAACACAAAGUGUGAGGAACCAGCGAUUUCCCGAGCUGUUUCACAACGAGAUAUGGGAACCCAAAUAACCCCAAAUGGUUGCCUCCACCACUCACCACCACCUCCCAAAAGGAGGUCAUCAUUUGCUCCAUCUUCUUCAACUCUUCUUUCCAUUGUGGAGCAGCAACGCGAACAUUUUGCUAAGUUAGAGGUCAGAGAAGUGCAGGUUGACAAUGGAGCCACUGGCACUAAGGGGUCAAGAAGGGGUGGUAGCGUCAUGAAAAGACACCCGGAUGUUUAUGAUUUCGACAAAAUUGCUAUUAAAAACCAACCUCCAUCUUUCAAUAUUGCAGAGGCAGCUAUGAACAGUUCAAGAAAGCAAAGAGAGGAAGCCAAGAUCACUGCGUGGGAGAACUUGCAGAAGGCAAAAGCUGAAGCAGCACUAAGAAAACUUGAGAUGAAAUUGGAAAAGAAGAGAUCGUCGACAAUGGACAAGAUCAUGAAGAAGGUGAGAAACGCACAAGUUAAAGCCCACAAGAUGAGAAGCUCAAUAGCAGUUAAAGACGGCCAUCAAGCUCCGAAAACUCCCGGAAAGCUUGCUUCCUUCGGUAAGCUUGUCCGGGGGGGUUCCCUGAGCAGUUGCUUUACCCGUAAUGCUGCCUAAUUCCUUGUGCUCUUCCCAGCUAAUUUAUUCAUUGCACCAGCUGACCCCUUGGAGUUUCUGAUUUGAAAUCUAGCUUAGGAAUAUCUUCCAUGUCAAGUUUUCUUCCUUUUGACCUCAUCCUGUAUUGUAUAUAGGAACCUCCUGCAUUAACUAAGUAUGCGAAAAGCGAGCACCGUAUAUAGAAGAACUUCAAAUGCUACUCUUUUUGCUCUUGAGUUGGCCUUUUACCAUGGCAUUUGGUUGGCUUCUUUCCAACGUUUAGCUGUCUUUUUUUCUGCAUUUGUUGUUUGUGCCAAAGUUUCGGAAUAUGGUUUGAGGACAGGAUUUUGUUGUGUUUAAAAAUAAUAAUAAUAAUAAUAAUAAUAAAUCCUUGUUGGCAAAUCCGAGUCACCCAGAUUUCAUCUUACAUAUGUCCCUGAAUGAUCCAGAAAUUCAAAAUACACAAAAUUAAAAUUCAACUGACGCAAAUCUUACUGGGAAGAUAAGCAAAGGAAAAUGGAAAACAGAACUAGUCAAAUGUAACCGAACAAAAUAAAAAAUGUAACACCUCCCAGCUUUGCAAGAAGCCAUAAAUAAUCCAUCUAAUAACUUAAUAAAAUAGCGAUUUCUACACAAAGGAACCAUGGUCCUGAUCCCUGAAUUCACCGGCUGGCUAAUAUUACAGAUUCAGACAUUCCUAUCCACCUAUAUUUUCACUGGAUAAUAACGUAUGGAUCUGUUUGAAAGGGGAAACCAACUAUAAUAAGUUCAGAAGUUGACAAACGAUCAUUAUUGGGGACGUCUGCUAAGGAUGUGAUCCUUAAUCUUAUAUAAAUUCACUUAACAAAGCCUGCAUGGCAUUUUGUUGACAUUCCUAAGAUCUGGUGCCAAAUUUCCAGAGCUGCACAUC
Molecule: messenger RNA, 2211 nt
Organism: Prunus persica (peach)
Lineage: Eukaryota; Viridiplantae; Streptophyta; Magnoliopsida; Rosales; Rosaceae
Exons: 4
Coding region: 138-1322 (394 amino acids)
Source: RefSeq, a predicted model, not a curated record